This is a messenger RNA of Argentina anserina (silverweed cinquefoil), 1056 nucleotides long. Its product is annotated as NAC domain-containing protein 41-like. Gene Ontology annotation, molecular function: DNA binding. The coding region runs from base 1 to 1056 and encodes 351 amino acids. Lineage: Eukaryota; Viridiplantae; Streptophyta; Magnoliopsida; Rosales; Rosaceae. Gene Ontology annotation, biological process: regulation of DNA-templated transcription. The record is from RefSeq and is a predicted model, not a curated record. The transcript has a single exon.
AUGAAUCUGGGAGCAAUACACUAUCCGAAGGGCAUGAGGUUUCAUCCUACGGACUUGGAACUCGUCGACUAUUUCCUCCAUGACAAGGCUGAUGUCGAGAAAUCGGGUUGGUACUCCAACUUCAUCUAUGAAUGCAGUGAUUUUUAUGGCGAAAAGGAGCCGUGGGUUAUUUGGGAUAUGUAUGGGGGUGCUUCAAUUGAAGAAGGAGAGCCCCUUCACUUCUAUACCAAGCGCAUCAAACAGAAUAGUAAUGGCAAACGCUUUGCUCGGAAGGUAGGCUCUGGGACUUGGAGUGGAGAAUACUCGAAAGAAGUUCUUGCCGGCGAUACCAAAAUCGGGACGAUGAGGAACUUUCGCUAUGAGAAGGGAUGUGAUCCCAAUCAAAACGGUGCAUGGCUCAUGCAUGAGUACGAGAGUGAGUGCGACAAGUAUGGCGAAAAUGAAUAUGUAAUUUGCGUUUUGAGGAGAAAUCCAAGAAAAGCGCCACCACUACUACAAGAUGAUCAGAGAGAUGUUCAACUUACCAAGAAGGAGAGUAGUACCAAAACGAGAAAGAGGAUGAGUUCGACCGCUGUUGUUGAACAACGAAAGAGAAGGCUGAAAAAGAAUUCGAAAUUAAAGGAGGAACAGAGUUCUGAGGUUGAUGACGUUGAUCAAUGUCCUGAACUCUUAGAUAUGGGAAAGGAAGAAAGGAAGCAAGAGACUUGCAACGUACAAGGUUGCAGCAGUUGUACGCAGUUGCCGGGGCUGCAGCCCUAUGAUCAUGAUCAGGCUACUUAUACUUCUUUUCAGGGAUAUUAUUCUUCUAUUAAUAAUACCGAUAAUGAUUAUAGUUAUCACUUCCCAGAGUAUAAUUUUUAUGACGAUGGUGCUAGUACUAUAGACGAAAUCAUUGGACCAGUUAAAGAUGACUGUUUGCGCGACAAGCAAUUCCAGGAUCAGCUAUAUCAUGGCGACGAGAACAGGUUGGACUUUGGAGAUUACUUGCAUGGAGGCGUGUCGCAGCCGCCUAAUGAUGAUGAUCAGCCCACUAUUGAUUACCCGUGGAAUAUGUAA